AUGAGUGAGCGCGCAAUGCAGGUUGUGCCGAGCGAGGCAGACCCGCAGCCGAUUGACAGUUCGCAGUGGCCGCUGCUGCUGCGGAACUACGGCGCGCUGAACGUGCGCACCGGCCACUACACGCCGCUGCCCUGCGGCUGCUCGCCGCUGAGCCGGCAGCUGCGCGAGUACCUAGCUAGCGGCGUGAUCAACUUGGACAAGCCCGCGAACCCGAGCUCGCACGAAGUGGUCUCGUGGGUGAAGCGGAUUCUCGGCGUCGAGAAGACCGGGCACGCCGGCACGCUCGACCCGAAGGUCACCGGCUGUCUGCUAGUCUGCCUCGAGAAAGCGACGCGGCUCGUGAAGUCGCAGCAGGGCGUCGGCAAAGAGUACGUCGGCGUCAUCAAGUUCCACGCGCCGCCCGCCUCGCGCGAAGCCGUGCGCGCCGCGUUCGCGCAGCUCACCGGCGCGCUCUUCCAGCGGCCGCCGAUCCUGAGCGCUGUCAAGCGGCAGCUGCGCAUCCGUCACGUCUACGAGUCGAAAGUGCUUGACUUCGAUGACGAGAACCAGCUCGCCGCCUUCUGGGUCAGUUGCGAAGCGGGCACCUACAUCCGCACGCUCUGCGUGCACAUCGGGCUGCUGCUCGGCUGCGGCGCGCACAUGCACGAGCUGCGGCGUGUGCGCUCGGGCAAGUUUACCGAGUACGACAACUGCGUGACAAUGCACGACGUGCUCGACGCAAUGUACUUGUACAAGACGCUAAAGGACGAGCGCUACUUGCGCAAGGUCGUGAUGCCCUGCGAGGUGCUGCUCGUCGGGCUGCCGCGCAUCGUCGUGAAGGACAGCGCGGUCAAUGCUAUCACCUACGGCGCAAAGCUCAUGAUCCCCGGCGUGCUGCGCUUCGAAAACGGCAUCGAGGUGAACGCAGACGUAGUACUGAUGACCACCAAGGGCGAGGCGAUUGCGCUUGGCGUCGCGCAGAUGACUACCGCGACGAUCGCGAGCGUAGAUCACGGCGUCGUCGCCUCGAUCAAGCGCAACUUGAUGGACCGCGACGUUUACACGAACCGCUGGGGUUUUGGGCAACGCAGCGCGCUCAAGAAAGACCUCAUCCAGAAGGGUCUGCUCGACAGCAAGGGCCGCGUCACCGACAAGACGCCGCUCUCGUGGAUUAACUACGAGGGCGAGCUGCCGCAGCUCGCAAACUCGCCC
Messenger RNA from Dermatophagoides pteronyssinus (European house dust mite), 1191 nucleotides. RefSeq names its product H/ACA ribonucleoprotein complex subunit cbf5-like. The record is from RefSeq and is a predicted model, not a curated record. NCBI's taxonomy places the organism in Eukaryota, Metazoa, Arthropoda, Arachnida, Sarcoptiformes, Pyroglyphidae.